Molecule: messenger RNA, 2085 nt
Organism: Galendromus occidentalis (western predatory mite)
Lineage: Eukaryota; Metazoa; Arthropoda; Arachnida; Mesostigmata; Phytoseiidae
Product: muscarinic acetylcholine receptor M1-like
Biological process (GO): chemical synaptic transmission; G protein-coupled receptor signaling pathway, coupled to cyclic nucleotide second messenger; adenylate cyclase-inhibiting G protein-coupled acetylcholine receptor signaling pathway
Cellular component (GO): plasma membrane; dendrite; synapse
Molecular function (GO): G protein-coupled serotonin receptor activity; G protein-coupled acetylcholine receptor activity
Source: RefSeq, a predicted model, not a curated record
AUGAGUCGAGGUCCUCUGGCGUCUCCGUCGGCUGAGCUGGGUCUGUCCACCGUUCUGUACAACAUUCCUCGAGUUUGGCAGGAUGCGUACCGCAACACGUUAUAUUCGUCGAACCUCGCCGGCGAUGGCAAGGACGAUUCGUCGUUCGAAAGCGAUCCGCUCGGCGCGGCGGACGACAACAUUUCGACCUCGACCUACGAUGUGGCAUUCGGCGCUUCUGCAAACGACACGAUCUCGCCAUAUGCGAUUCCGCAUACGAAUUUCAACUUCCUGAUUAUCAUGCUUUUCGGCGGUUUCUUUUCCUUCAUAACCGUGCUGGGCAACGUGAUGGUGAUGAUCAGCUUCAAAAUGGAUAAACAGCUACAGACGAUUUCGAACUAUUUUCUGCUCAGUUUGUCGAUCGCCGAUUUCUCCAUAGGCAUCAUAUCGAUGCCGUUGUUCACGUAUUAUACGCUCUUCGGCUACUGGCAUCUCGGGCCAUUCAUCUGCGACACCUGGCUGGCCUGGGACUACUUAACGAGCAACGCAUCCGUACUAAAUCUCCUGAUCAUUUCGUUCGAUCGAUAUUUUUCGGUUACGCGCCCGCUCACAUACAGAGCUCGUCGGACGACUCGUGGUGCGGCGAUCAUGAUCGCUUCGGCGUGGCUCGUAUCGCUGCUUCUAUGGCCGCCGUGGAUCUACGCCUGGCCGUAUAUUGAAGGCAAGCGGUCGGUGAAAGAAGGCGACUGCUAUAUUCAGUUCCUAGAAACGAACAUCUACAUUACGUUCGGCACCGCGUUGGCGGCGUUCUACGUGCCCGUUUGUAUCAUGAUCAUCUUGUACUGGCGAAUUUGGAGAGAGACCGAAAAGCGGCAGAGAGAUCUCACGCACCUUCAAGCCGGCAAGAAACCCCCGCCCCCGAGCACGGGCAGUAAAAGGUCUAUGAGCAGUCAGGACGACGACGCUGAUUUCCGCAAAAACAGCAGCCUAUACGUAGAGACAUGUAAAUACCUUCCCACUUCGUCGGCCGAUCCCAAUGGACCCGGCUCCUUGUGUCGGGUCCAAACCCCGCCUCGGUCGACGUCGUCUCGAGAAAUGCGGCCCCGUCAACGCUUCAGGAGAAUGCUUCUAUCGUGGUGCAGAACGAACCCCGACGCGCAUCAGCCCAACGAUAUCCUAGAGCGAGAUGACGAUUCUGGCUCGAGUCAUGGCUCUCCCAGUGCACAAACCCCCGCUUCGGCCGAAACCCCGGUCCGGACGGACGUUCAAUUUAGGCCUUUAACUCAAAGCAUUCGGAAACGGGCCACGGAACGAGGGGCCGCCGCAACGACCCCCGGCGGCUCCGCCAAAAGCGGUGGCAGCGGCGGCUCUGGUGCAGGUGGUGAUUCCACAUCGGGAAUGAACACCUUGAACAGUUGCCGUGGAAAGUCAGCGACUACUUCAGCCAGGUCGUUUUCUAGCGAUUCCGUCUACACAAUCCUAAUCCGACUACCGACGCAAAACAGCGUGGACGUUGACGGCGAGACAUCGCAGCCAUCGAUUCGGAUGAUUCUCGAAGAGGAGCCUCUCGUCGUGCGGCAGAAUCUAUCCUCGCUCACGACCACUGGUCACCAUCAUCACCAGCAGCAGCAGCAACAGUCACAACAACAAUCACAUCUGCAUCAAACGCAUCCACAGGCCAAGACCAUGAUGGCUUCGACGACGGGUACGACAACGAUUACGGCCCGGGAACGAUUAGCCCUCAACAAUCGCCUGGUCACCACAGGAACUACGAAAAAGACGCCCAAAAAGAAACGGAAGCACCAAGAACGAAGGCAGGAACGUAAGGCCGCCAAAACGUUAUCGGCCAUCCUGCUGGCUUUCAUCAUCACGUGGACACCGUACAACGUCCUCGUGCUCAUCAAGACUCUGAGUCCUUGUGAAGGCGACGAGACUUGCAUUCCUCAAGGUCUGUGGAAUUUCGCCUACUGUCUUUGUUACAUCAACAGUACAGUGAACCCGUUAUGCUAUGCGCUGUGCAACGCCAACUUCCGUCGAACCUACAUGCGGAUUCUGACAUGUAAAUGGCACACGUCAAAACAGAGGAAUCGGGGUUACUUUAAUUGA